Molecule: messenger RNA, 1227 nt
Organism: Angiostrongylus costaricensis
Lineage: Eukaryota; Metazoa; Nematoda; Chromadorea; Rhabditida; Metastrongylidae
Source: the annotation of a GenBank genome assembly
AUGGGACUAUCCGGUGAGAGAUCCCGGAUUAUUCCUCAAGGAGAGUACGUCGACACCACCUGUUACGUUAAACGCUACCGUGUCUACGCAACCAGGUGGCUUGUGCUUGCCGUGUGUUGUCUAUUGGCGUUAUCCAAUGCGAUGUUAUGGAUGAGCUUCACCACUUUGACCGAAGAAGUAAACGAAUUCUACUGCAAUGGCAGUGACUGCUCGGCCAGCUUUUUUACUAACCAGAUAUUUCAGCUAGUAGCUGUCAUAACCGGCGUAGGAGGUAUGUACAUCACUGACAACUACGGUAUCCGAUUGUCGAUCUUGUGCGGAACAUCGCUGAAUUUUUUCGGUUCGUUAAUUCGAGUAGCUUCGUCAGUUCCGUUCGUUGAUGACUCGAUUAUACGACAGACUUUACUGCACACCGGGUCAGUAGUCGUUGCGUCGGCGCAGGCAUUCUUUCUCGUACUUCCGUCGAAAAUCGCCGAAGCUUGGUUUCCAGAAAAUCAGCGCUCUCUCGCCAACAAAGAACGUAUCGAGUUCGCGUUAUUCUUAGCAAAUCCUCUGGGAGUGGUUCUCGGCACUGUUACCCCAUCGUUGUUUUUCAAUGGCAACGUUCAGUCGGAGCGAACGUCUUGGCAUAUGUUCAGCUUCAAUAAUUCAAUCCAAGGUAAAAACUCGAAGCUGUUUGAAAUGCCAGCUUAUAGGAGCAAACAGUUCGUGAUCCAGUUGUUCACUUUUGGCCUCGCUUUUGCGGAACUAUGGGGAUUCAUGGUAAUUAUGUCCGACAUUAUCAGCGAGCAAAACUACAACCUUUACGGCUAUCCGACAUCUCUGGCAGCUUUAAUCGGAGUUGUGGCGUCUUUGAUUUGUGGAGUAGUAGCUGACUGUACAAAAAAAUUCAAAGAGCUGAUUCGUGUCUGCUGGGUUUGUUUUGCGUUCACCGUCAUACUCACCAGAUUUUGGCUUCGUCAUAAAUGGUCAGGUGCCUGGGACUCCGUGGUUUUAAUGCUGGCUUGUGCGGGUUUGGGUGCAUUCUCAAUUCCACAGUUUCCAAUUGGAGUCGAAAUGGGAGUGGAAACAACAUUUCCCAUCUAUGAAGCGACGUCGUCUGGACUUCUGGUACUGAGCGGUCAGCUAUGGAUGUUUACCAUGUACUUCGUGUUCGAAACGGCCAAGAAGUUGAAGCUCUUCUACGAAUUCAAUGAAAGUUCACCAGCCGGCAACUGGCAGUGUUAG